Dichomitus squalens LYAD-421 SS1 is the source of this 504-nucleotide messenger RNA. RefSeq lists its product as uncharacterized. The transcript has 2 exons. The record is from RefSeq and is a predicted model, not a curated record. The coding region runs from base 37 to 504 and encodes 155 amino acids. Gene Ontology annotation, cellular component: Ctf18 RFC-like complex. Gene Ontology annotation, biological process: mitotic sister chromatid cohesion. NCBI's taxonomy places the organism in Eukaryota, Fungi, Basidiomycota, Agaricomycetes, Polyporales, Polyporaceae.
UUCAGCCUGAUUAUAUCAGACGAUAUUCUCAAUCCUAUGUUGAUCCCCAUCAACAUCGACUUACCGGGUCCCUCCACUCCUCGACGCCCGAACCUGCCUCCCCAACUGAUCCAGUUCGGCACGGACGAGCUUAUCCUCAUCGAACUUCAGGGCUCGCUGGAAGUAGAGGGGAACAGGGAUGGUCAGCUUGUGGGCAAGCUUCUAGUGGACGCGGUGACCAAGCCCACGCUGGUGAUAGGCCACCAUCUCUUGGAAGGGAAGAUGGUGAGCCUCAACAAGCCUCUAGCUGUUCUACAUCGACACGACGCCCGGGCCUCGCAUGACGGCGCUGACGAGGACGCGUCGAUGGACGUGGAUGGGCCUCUCAAGGGCGGGGAGGCGAAGAGCUGGGACAUGAUCGCGAUCGUGAAAAGGAAGAUGGUGUUCUCAAAACGGCCCAUGCCCAUCGCAAGCAGCACAAAGGGAAUUACGACACCGUUGUCGCGAAUAGGGAGCAAACCGUGA